ACUGGUCAGGAUUGGCCCAGGAGUCCGGUCUAUGGCGCGGAGACCUCGCUGGAGCCGGAGAGUCAUUUAAAGGUCCCCGUGGGGUUCGGGGUCCGUCCUGUCCUAGGGUCCGGUCCGGCUUGUCGAGGGGCUGCUUUCGCCGCCAAGAUGGCGGUCAUGGGCGUCCAGCUGGUUGUGAGUCUUCUCACAGCUAGCCUCAUGCACAGAAUGGCCCCGCAUUUCUCCUUUGCCCGAUGGCUGCUCUGCAAUGGGAGCCUGUUCCGCUACAAACACCCGACUGAUGAGGAGCUUCGGGCUCUGGCGGGGAAACCGAAGCCAAAAAGCAAGAAGGAAAGGAGGGCCAAUGGCCUCAAUGAGGAAAAGCCUCUGUCUGUGCCCCGAGACAUCAACCUUCAGCUGGAGACGAGCCCCAUCACAGCCAUCGAUGCACUUGUGCUGAGGUACUUUUCUGAGUAUCAGUGGUUCGUGGACUUCGCGCUCUAUGCCUGUGGCGUCUACCUCUUCACCGAGGCCUACUACUGCGUGGUGGACCCUGCCAAGGAGGCCAACAUCGGGGUGCUCUGGUGUCUUCUCACUAUCGUCUUCUCUGUCAAGGUGUUCCUGACCGUGAUGCGCCUGUACUUCUCCUCGGAGGAGGGGGGGGAGCGUUCCGUUUGCCUUGCCUUUGCCUUCAUCUUCCUGCUUCUGGCCAUGCUGGUGCUGGUGGUCCGGGAGGACAUCCUGGAGUUUGGACUGGAGCCAGGACUGGCCAGCAUCACCCAAAAGCUAGAGCCCGUGCUGAAGAAACACGGCUGGGACUGGUGGAUCCCCCUGACCAAGCUGACCUUCCGCCUGGCCCUGGUCGCCGUGUGCUCUGUCCUGGGGGCCUGCCUCACGUUCCCCGGCCUGCGCCUGGCUCAGACCCACCUGGACGCGCUGCACCUGGCAGCCGAUCGACCCCUGCUCCAGCUCGCGCUCCAUACGAGUUUCCUGGCUCCAGUGCUGAUUUUGUGUCUGUGGAUCAAACCCAUUGCCCGGGACUUCCUCCUGCAAGCCCCCGUGGGAAAGACGGCCCCCGUCCAGCUACUGUCCGACUCUGCCUUUGACUCGGUGCGCCUGUGGCUGGUGCUGGCCCUGUGCCUGCUGCGCCUGGCCGUGACCAGGCCCCACCUGCAGGCCUACCUGUGCCUGGCGCAGCGCUGGGUAGAACAGAUGAGGAAGGAGGCCGGGCGCAUCGGUGCCCUGGAGAUCCAGCGCAGGAUCACCCGGAUUUACUGCUACGUCUCGGUGGUGAGCCUGCAGUACCUGGCCCCCAUCAUCCUCACGCUGCACCUCACGCUGUUGCUGAAGACUCUAGGUGGCUACUCCUGGGGCCUGGGGCCCUCCAGCCGCCCCCCCAGGCCGGCCCCUGCGCCGGCCCCGGCCGCCCCCGCCGGAGACGACGAGGUGCAAGCCACGGUCUCCCAGAUCCUGGGUGCCCUGAGUGGGCUCUUCUGCCCCGCCUUCUGUCGGGGCCUCCUGGCCUUCCUCACCUGGUGGGCGGCCGCCUGCCAGCUGCUCACCAGCCUCUUCGGCCUCUACUUCCACCAGCGCCUGGCGUCUUCCUAGGCUCCCUCGGGGAGGGCUGGGCUCCUGUGCCUGUCCAGCCUUCCUCGCCAGGUCUGCCGGCCCUGCCCCUUGGCCCGGUGUGCGCCAGGGCCCACAGGGAGCCUCGGCCUUUCGGCGCCGAGCGGGGCUGAGGGGGAGGGCGGCCGCUGCCUCUGCUCAGGACUCCUCCCCUGCGCGGCCACCAGUUUCACCCACAGUGCCUGAGACCACGGCCCCCGGAGCUCUGCCCUGGCUCGGACCCCGCCUCUCCUCCCUCCUUUGACCUCUGCUGACUCCUGGGAGCUGGGCUGGUCUCUUGGAUCUUUGACCAGGGUGGUGAGAAAAGGGGUCAUGAUGAAUUCGCCUUUCCAGGAGAGGGACCGUUAGAAUCGGGGUUAGAGCUGGGGGUGGCGGGAAACCCCAUUUCUGACUCAGAAAGGAGGGAAGGAGGGAAAGACUGACCGACAGACAGAAGAGUCUCCUUGGCCCAUGGAGGGUUGCCGAAGUGUUCUCCUUCCUCGGCUGAAUUUGCUCCUUAUUUUAAUUCAGGGGUUUGCAACCUUUUAUUGUAUCCCAGACCCAUUUGGCAUUCUGGUGAAAUCUAUGCACCCCUUUCUCAGAAUAAAAUUUUUAAAUGCAUAAAAUAAAAUAUAUAAGAUUACAAAGGAAAUCAAUUAUAUUGAAA
Antechinus flavipes (yellow-footed antechinus) is the source of this 2251-nucleotide messenger RNA. RefSeq names its product transmembrane protein 161A (gene TMEM161A). The coding region runs from base 148 to 1587 and encodes 479 amino acids. NCBI's taxonomy places the organism in Eukaryota, Metazoa, Chordata, Mammalia, Dasyuromorphia, Dasyuridae. The transcript is spliced from 12 exons. The record is from RefSeq and is a predicted model, not a curated record.